AUGAGGGCCGAAGAUGGACGAUGUGAUGGGCGGGGCGUAAGGCGAACGCAGUGCAAUGGAUAUGGAGUAGUGACGAAUCCUGUCCGAGCUUUUGCUGUAGGUCGAAAAGGUCGAACAGAGCUGUGUUUAAGGAAAACAGGCCUCGGCGAAGAUCCUGGCAACCACAUCAGGCGACGGUACCAUCCGAUGCCGACUAUGAAAAUCCUUGGGCUUUUUCCUAUUCGGGCUAGCCGCACCAUCCUUCUCUCGGACUUCCUUCCACCAGGAUCAGAAGAUAUGAUCACUAUCUAUUGUAUAAUACAUAUGUUGAUCGCUGCGAUGGUGAGCUCGAUCCAGCUAUUUGCUAACGAAAUAUUGACAAAAGAACUGAGAUAUGGAUUACCAGAAGGACACGUGCAAGAAACUCUUUCCCGUUUGAGCUUUGUAUACAAAACGAAGAUGGCUGACGAAAUCCUUCUGGUAUAUCCACGCUUUUCAAACAUAAUGAGGAAAUUGGAGAAAAUCUACUUGAAUCGCUUCAACAAUCUCGGAAUCGAUGAGCUGACAUUCUUUCUUGAGACCUACCCUGACUUUCUCUCAUCGUACAUUGUCACAGUAAUACCAAAAACUGAAAAAGAGGGGAAUGUUUGUCCUGAAUGGCAGGCUCUUGGAAAAGAUGCUAAGGCGAAUUUUAUACAAAAUUUUCCAUACAGAGCAAAACGCAUAAUGCAACGUUGCGAAUGA
This is a messenger RNA of Necator americanus (New World hookworm), 723 nucleotides long. RefSeq lists its product as uncharacterized. The record is from RefSeq and is a predicted model, not a curated record. The transcript has 8 exons. Bases 1 to 723 code for a protein of 240 amino acids. Lineage: Eukaryota; Metazoa; Nematoda; Chromadorea; Rhabditida; Ancylostomatidae.